AUGGGGUCGCUGUGCUUGUGGCUGUGGGUCCCUCAGGAUGACUGGCCUGGACCAGACUGCUGUGAGCUCUCUGCUUUAUUCCUGCAGAACGAGCCCGGCGUUCCUCCGGAGAAGUGGCAACAGAAAAGAAUAGUCCGGCAAAAGGAGAAAUCAAGAAGCAAUUUACUGAAGAGUGGGUUUCAGUUCAUUGACAGAUUUGUGGAGUUACUGAAGGAAAUGGAGGAUGUGCCCAAGGACACCAAAAAGAAAUACCUGCAGAAGAUGCUGCACGCGAUAUUCUUCUUCGGACAAAUACAUGCGAUUCCCAUAGAGCCCAGAGAGUUUUUACCUGAGUCUCAUCAAGAUACAUUCAGAUGUCUCUACCCAGCACCAUUUCAGCAGUGUACAACUCAUCUUCCCACCAAAACACCUUACUCCAUCCUUCUUGAUUACGUGACAGAAGUGAAACGAUUCACUACCCCCCAGGAGCUAAUGAGCUUUCUGCAGAGCUUUAAUGCGCAACUGUGGAAUCAAUCACCGGAGGGACCUCAUGCACUGAAUGCCACUGAAUUCACAUUUACAGCCUCAGUUAUCGCUUGCUGCUUCUACAGUGAUCCGCAGGGUGGCACUGACCUCCACCACUUCUAUGGCGCUUCCCUCUCAUGUAAGGGGCUCCACGAAAGACGCAUCAUGAUUGAGUUGUCCUCUAUAAAAACAUGGCACAAGGCCAUGGCCUAUGCAGUGCAUCAUGGGAACACUGGCCUGGCCAUCACCUUCCCUGAGGGGGUGUGGAGCCAGGCCUUUCAGUUUAAUGUUGAAGAACAAAAGUAUCAGGAGAAGUCCCCCUGUGGGAAGUGUCAGCAAAUGUUUAGGAAUGUGAACUUUUGGCCCCCUCCCAACACCCCCGCAACCGGGGACAAGUGGCAAUAUGGGAACUGCGCUGAGGUGGAGUCCUUGAGCAAGCUCCUGCUGGGGACCAGAGUGGUGGAGGAGGGGGUUCGGUCAACAAGGACACCCCCUCUGCCAAACAGCUAUGAAGCCAUAGAGAGGGACUUCACAACUAGCAUUGAGGAAGACAUUAAAAAAAGUCUUAUUAAGAGGCUGCGGUCAAGACAGUUCAAGGCCAAGACAUUACAGUUUUUCAAUCUCCAGUGACUGCGCAUGGCAGUGAUGGGGGAGUCAAGCUGGCAUUCUGUGCAGCUCAGGCACCCUCCUGAUUGGGGGUUGUUGCAGGGGUCACAGGCUGCUCUGGUUCUACUUCCCCCUCCAACACAGACCACAGCAGCAGAGACUGCCCAGAGUGCAUAUGCUAUACCCUUCAGCCCUGCCCCUCCCUGGUGCUUAAGCUUGCAACUGGUGUACAGGGUCUGUGUGCUGGAGGGAGCAUGCCCCCCAGAGUCUAACUGGAUAAGGAUUGUGGUAGAGGGGGGCACAGCUCAUGGGUCUCUGAAGCUGUUUGACUGGUACUUCAGCCUACGCCACCUCCUGACCCUCUAGAAGAAAAGAGAAACAAGGGGGACUUGCUAAGGCUUUAAUGCAGCUCCUGGGUCCAGGCUCUCCACUGAGACCCCAGUUACUAGCCUAUCACACUAACACUGGCAGCUGCGUUUUCUUUGGAGCCUGUCAGUGCUUGUGGGAGGCUCCAUUUAGAACCGGUCCCUUCCUGCAAUAGAGCUGCAAUCUUGGACCCCAUCUAGUCCAUCCCCAGGGCCCAAUACACGACUGCUUCUUAUUGCACAUUCUCUAGUGCUUCAACCAGCCCUUUGCUUGGGGAGGGGGCUAUUCCACAGCCUGAGUCAUCUCCCUGGCAAGAACUUUUCUCCCAACUUUCCCUUUUCUUGAUAUCAUCUCCUUCCCCGGUGUUUAUUCUGCAUGGGUCCCCUGGGCACAAUUCUGCUCCCUCCCAGAUGUUCACACCCUUCAGACAUUUAGCUGGUGAUGCUGCUUCGCACCUAAUCUAACACUCACAGCUCUCACUUGGCCAGCGGCACUCUCUGAGGAUACCGUAGCUAACAGAGCCAUGGGGGACACCUUUAGAGUUCAGAGACGGUCAGUGACAGACAGCCAACUGUGAAUUCCCCAUUACCAGAAACUGUCAUGAGCCUGGAGUGAGACCUCCUCUCUUUGCACAAACUGUCCCUCGGGCUGCAGAGUGUCCAAGCCCCACCUCCCUGGACAAGGAUCACCAAGUAUAGUACACCCUCACUAUAACACCCUGCGCAAUAGCAAACCUGGUCCCUGGAUCCCACCUCCAGCCCCGCCCAGGGGGCAGAGAGCUCCACCUGCCCUGAGGUCACAGCAGGGCAGAUUGCUCCUCCAGCCUCAGAGCCCCAGGUGUGGUUCCGGGACCAAAGGAGCUCUCAGCAAUGCUGCAGGGCUUGAGGUGUCAGCCCCUCCCAGCAGGGCUCUUUCCCUAUAGCAAACCCCUAGCUAUAACGACCAAAGGGGUUCAUUAUAGUAAGGGUGUACUGUAUGCUCCCACUUAAGACCAGGCUCUUCCUCCUCACUUGGUGGAUGAUGCUUCCCCUUCUUACACAGAAACAGAGCUCUUGUGUGUCUGGCACCUCGGGACUGCAGCCGGCUGUACUGGAAAUGCAGGUGGUGGGCAUGAAGGUGGCUUUAUAUUAGACUGUAAACUCUUCUGCUGCGGGACCUGUUCUUCCGAGCUGUUGGUACAGCACCCAGCCCUUAGGUGCUAAUGCAAUGCAAACAGUACAAGUUUGGUCUAUCGGAUAUGGGUUUGGAGUCCUGUGCAGAUUGAAUGUUUUUGCGUAUGUAAAUAAACUCACCUGGUUCUACCUAACCUAUCUGAAGUUUUGGGGCAGAGACCUGUGCAUCUGGGAAGCCCCUCACACACCUUCUGGGGCAUUAUAACAACAGUUUUGUAUUUGUGGCCUGCCUUAAAGUGGCCUGCCCUCGGAAGACACAGCAUUAAACCAGAGGGAGAAGGAACUACAUUCUACUCUUUAAUAAACUGAGAGCAAUGUUUAGUCCCUAACAAACCCCUCCCCAGAGCUCCUGCCUGCAGAUGGGCUCCAGCGGGCAGGCCCAUUACCUCCCAGCCUAGGAGCAGCAGCCCAGGGCCAGCAGUCAAAGCGGAAAAGGAUGGGGCAGGGGUGCUCCAUCAGCAAGGCUUCCAAAGACAGGGGAUUCAUGGGACAAAGGUACCCUAGUAAACACAAGGCUGUGGUCUCUGCACAUCCCAGCCCCCACCUCGGCAAUACGCUCUUCCCACCCCAGGGGGCAAGCAGGCUGACUGACAGUCUGGAACGAAUGGGAGAAAGUCCUGAGUUCAUAGUUUACUUUGCAAUUCAA
Chelonia mydas (Green sea turtle) is the source of this 3294-nucleotide messenger RNA. RefSeq lists its product as uncharacterized. Bases 1 to 1134 code for a protein of 377 amino acids. NCBI's taxonomy places the organism in Eukaryota, Metazoa, Chordata, Testudines, Cheloniidae. The record is from RefSeq and is a predicted model, not a curated record. The transcript is spliced from 4 exons.